This is a messenger RNA of Musca vetustissima, 678 nucleotides long. RefSeq names its product platelet-activating factor acetylhydrolase IB subunit beta homolog (gene Paf-AHalpha). The transcript has 3 exons. The record is from RefSeq and is a predicted model, not a curated record. The coding region runs from base 1 to 678 and encodes 225 amino acids. Lineage: Eukaryota; Metazoa; Arthropoda; Insecta; Diptera; Muscidae.
AUGAAUCCUUGUGCCGUGCCCACCCAAAGAACCGAUGACGAUGGUGAUGAUAGAUGGCUGAGCAUACACAAACGUUUCAUUUCCGAGUGCCGUGAAAAAGACCCUGACGUCAUUUUCAUUGGCGAUUGUAUACUCGAAACGCUGCAGGAUACGGAAACAUGGCAUCAUUAUUUCGCCCCAAUGCAUAGCCUUAAUUUUAGUAUACGUGGCGAUCGUUGUGAAAAUGUACUGUGGCGCAUCGAAAACGGUGAAUUGGAUAAUGUCAAGCCAAAAAUCGUUGUCCUCCAUGUUGGCACAAAUAAUGUCGACAGCAAAGCAGAAGAGAUAGCCGAUGGUAUUUAUGAAAUUGUACAAAGAAUACGUUCGAGAUUACCGGAUACAUAUAUUGUAUUGCCUUCUCUUCUACCUCGUGGCCAUCAAGCAAAUAAAUUACGUGAUAAAAAUGCUCAAGUCAAUAGUUUGGUUAAGGAGAAAGUUGUCGGACUUAAUCGUGUACAAACAGUGGAUAUAACAAAGGGACUUGUACAGACGGACAAUUCCAUUAGUCAUCAUGAUAUGUUCGAUUAUAAGAAUCUAACCAAUACAGGGGCGAAGAAGGUCUUUGAACCGGUACAUGAUCUCUUGUCGCAAAUCUUAAAUGAAAAUGAACAGGAACGUGAUCUCACACCAUCGGAAUAG